Messenger RNA from Peromyscus eremicus (cactus mouse), 1753 nucleotides. RefSeq names its product XK related 9 (gene Xkr9). Gene Ontology annotation, biological process: engulfment of apoptotic cell; apoptotic process involved in development; phosphatidylserine exposure on apoptotic cell surface. The record is from RefSeq and is a predicted model, not a curated record. Gene Ontology annotation, cellular component: plasma membrane. The transcript is spliced from 5 exons. NCBI's taxonomy places the organism in Eukaryota, Metazoa, Chordata, Mammalia, Rodentia, Cricetidae. The coding region runs from base 567 to 1688 and encodes 373 amino acids.
CUGGAGGGGCGUGACAGCCCGCAGAGGCGAAGCGGAAAGCCGGGCUUCCUGUCCCUCCGGACUUUGUACCCAAGUAGUCGAGCAUAGUCACGACGAUGAGUGACUAUUUGAUCCAAAAGGAUUAUACACUUGUGAUCCUUGUGUUCAGUCAAGAAAUAAAAUCUCUAAGGUGAGGAUUUUGAAGACGGGACAUUGAAUUAAGAAGGCUUUUAGAUUUGUCACAAACAUCGUUAUCUGUAAUGAAGAUCACGGCAGAAGAGAAGAUACGGCAAGGCCUUCGUAUACCACUGGAUCUGGAUUAGAGAUUUUUUGAAAAGAUAGUUAAAAUUGUUUACUUCUGUUUUAGUGUUCCAAUUCAUAAUAUUUAUUUAUUUAUUUUUGGUAUUUGGGACUGAAUAUAGGACUUCAUGAAUGUUAGAUAUAUACUCGGUCCCUGAAGUCUAUCCCCAUAUUCCAUAUUCAGUGCUAAGUCACAGGAUAAAAUAUUAUUCAUUCUGGCAUUUCCCCCCCCCGCCUAUUUUUGUAUCUGAAAAAGAGUAGCUAACCAAGAGCCUUAGUCAUUCAUAAUGAAAUACACCAAAUGCAACUUUGCGAUGUCGGUUUUCGGCAUUAUGAUCUAUGUAACUGACUUGGUUGCGGACAUCCUCCUAUCUGUUAGGUAUUUCCAUGAUGGACAAUAUGUGUUUGGUGUUUUAACAUUAAGCUUUGUGCUUUGUGGAACACUCAUAGUCCAGUGUUUUAGCUACUCGUGGCUGAAGGAUGAUUUAAAGAAAGCAGGACAAGAAAGCGAGCAUUAUUUUCUUCUACUUCAUUGCUUGCAAGGAGGAGUUUUUACAAGGUAUUGGUUUGCCUUGAGAAAGGGUUACCAUGUGGUUUUCAAACACAGCAGCAGAACGAGGAGUUUUAUGGAGGGACAAACGGAUCCUCACAAAGAGGCUAUAGACGCAGCCACCGACUUGAGCAUGCUCAGGCUGUUUGAGACCUACCUGGAAGGCUGCCCACAGCUCAUUCUUCAGCUCUAUGCCUUUCUGGAGCGCGGCCAGGCAAACUUAAGUCAGUAUGCGGUCAUCAUGAUUUCCUGCUGUGCUAUUUCUUGGUCAACAGUUGAUUAUCAAGUAGCUUUAAGAAAAUCAUUGCCUGAUAAAAAUCUGCUUGGUGGACUCUGCCCCAAACUCACAUAUCUCUUUUAUAAGUUGUUUACCUUGUUAUCAUGGGCGCUGAGUGUUGUGCUUCUGCUGUUCAUGGACGUGAAGGUUGCUUUGUUUCUGUUGUUACUUCUUUGGAUCAUAGGUUUCAUUUGGGCAUUUAUACAGCAAACACAGUUUUGUAAUUCACUAAGUAUGGAAUUCUUAUAUAGGAUUGUUGUUGGAUUCAUCCUUGUGUUUACAUUUUUUAAUAUCAAGGGACAGAAUACCAAAUGUCCAAUGUCUUGCUAUUAUAUUGUAAGGGUGCUAGGCACCCUGGGAAUCUUGACUGUGUUCUGGGUUUUUCCUCUCUCUAUUUUUAAUUCAGACUAUUUUAUUCCUAUUAGUGCUACCAUAGUUCUUGCUCUUCUCCUUGGGAUUAUUUUUCUUACUGUUUUUUAUGGAAUUUUUCACCCAAACAGAAAUGCAGAAACCCAGUACGAUGAAACUGAUGGAAACUCAGCACAGAGGGACUGUAGAAUGAGAUAUUUUCUAAUGCACUAAGUUAUGAAUUUAUGAGAAAUGUUUUAUUUUUGUUUCAUCACCUAGUAAAGAAAAUGUUAUAUGCA